GUGAUCGCCAACAACAAUUAAAUAAAAAGUUUAAAACAAAAUACAAACAAAAUGAAACAAUUACAUCCAUUAUUAGUCAUAUUCCUAUUUAUGGCCACAAAAUGUCCAAACUCUUCGUCACAAAAUUUAAAUGAGCCAAACAUGCAAUUAGAUCCCGAUCCAGAAUUUAUUGGUACCAUCAACAAUGUAACAUUUCCAGCUGGCAGGGAAGCCAUUUUAGCCUGUUCUGUUAGGAAUCUGGGGAAAAAUAAGGUGGGUUGGUUAAGAGCCUCCGAUCAAACGGUUUUGGCAUUGCAGGGUCGUGUGGUUACCCACAAUGCCCGCAUUAGUGUAAUGCAUGAGGAUAUGCAUACAUGGAAGCUAAAGAUCAGCAAAUUACGAGAAAGUGAUCGUGGCUGUUAUAUGUGUCAAAUCAAUACCAGUCCCAUGAAAAAGCAAGUGGGCUGUAUAGAUGUGCAAGUUCCUCCCGAUAUCAUUAAUGAAGAAUCUUCCUCUGACUUGGCCGUGCAAGAGGGUGAGGAUGCAACGCUCAUCUGCAAAGCCACCGGCAAUCCUCAGCCUCGUGUUACUUGGCGUCGUGAAGAUGGUGAAAUGAUAUUGUUGCGUAAACCGGGCAGUCGGGAGUUAAUGAGAGUGGAGUCUUAUCAGGGUGCUGCCUUGAAACUGGUGCGUUUGGAGAGACGUCAAAUGGGGGCUUAUCUGUGUAUAGCCUCGAAUGAUGUACCGCCGGCUGUCAGUAAAAGGGUAUCGUUGAGUGUGCAAUUUGCCCCCAUGGUCCGAGCCCCCAGCCAAUUGCUGGGCACUCCCCUCGGCUCUGAUGUCCAGCUGGAAUGUCAUGUAGAAGCUUCUCCCUCACCGGUUUCAUAUUGGCUUAAGGGCGCCCGAACACCCAGUGGUUUUGCCAGUGUUUCCAGCAAUAGUUUGGAAACUGGCCAACCCGGACCGGAAAUGCUAUUAGAUGGACCCAAAUAUGCCAUUACCGAGAAACGAGACGGCUACCGAGGUGUCAUGCUAUUGACUGUGCGCUCAUUUUCGCCCUCCGAUGUGGGAACUUAUCAUUGUGUGAGCACGAAUUCAUUGGGCCGAGCCGAGGGCACGCUGAGAUUGUAUGAAAUCAAAUUACAUCCAGGCAUAGCCACCAUUAAUGACGAUCAAUUAAAUUUCAUAGGAGGAUUAGAAGAAUCCCGUAAUUUUGCCUCAUCAUUAGCAAAGCAACGAAUAUCCUGGCUACACUUGACAGCAACAGCGACAUUUUUAUUAAUUUCCCAAAUAAUGACAGCAGCCUCAUUAUCGACGGCCACAACAACAACAACAACUUUAAGCUGGCUGGCAUUAUCCUUUGCAACAAGAUGA
Calliphora vicina (urban bluebottle blowfly) is the source of this 1353-nucleotide messenger RNA. RefSeq names its product Dpr-interacting protein gamma (gene DIP-gamma). The transcript is spliced from 9 exons. Bases 52 to 1353 code for a protein of 433 amino acids. Gene Ontology annotation, cellular component: neuron projection. NCBI's taxonomy places the organism in Eukaryota, Metazoa, Arthropoda, Insecta, Diptera, Calliphoridae. The record is from RefSeq and is a predicted model, not a curated record.